AUGGAUGCCGGUUCUGUAGCAAGGGUAGCAAGAGUAGUAGGAGUAGUAGCAAGGGUGAAUUUAGUGGAUGCAAUGUCUCGCUGGAGGCCAUAUAGUUUGCGUCGCUGUUGGGUACAUCCAAUACUCCGAAAACGUCUGCAACGGGGGGAAUACCACGUUCUGGUCCAAGAGCUCCGUCUGGAUGACCUGCUGUUUCAGCAGUACUUUAGGAUGAGCAAACACGUGCUCGACGAGUUGCUCCGGAAAGUGGGUCCAGUGAUUACAAAGGCGGACACCCAUAUGCGUUUGUCAAUUGGACCCGCCGAGCGACUCGCCAUCUGCCUACGGUACCUGGUAACCGGUGAUUCCUACAAGACCAUAGCAUUCAGCUAUCGGGUCGGGCAUUCAACAGUGGCUGUCAUCGUCAGGGAGGUUGCGGGUGCCAUCUGGACCGCCCUGGUGGAGGAGACCAUGCCGGUACCACAGAUGGAGGACUGGAGAGCCAUCGCUGCUGGGUUCCAGGAGCGCUGGAACUUUCCGAAUUGCGUUGGUGCCAUUGAUGGAAAGCACGUGGUGAUCCAGGCUCCGGCAAAUUCUGGGUCCCUGUACUUCAACUACAAGUCCACCCACUCCUUGGUACUGCUGGCUGUCGUGGAUGCCCAAAAAAGACUAAAGAAAUACUGGUCGUACACUGGGGCCGUUUGGGAAGGAGGAGAAAGUUGUUUCAAACGACAGAACGGCAGCCAGGAUAAGACCGGUACGGUGGUGGUGGGGGUGGUCACCACCACCCCUCCUGCUCCUGGACAGUAA
Messenger RNA from Notothenia coriiceps (black rockcod), 789 nucleotides. RefSeq lists its product as uncharacterized. Bases 1 to 789 code for a protein of 262 amino acids. The record is from RefSeq and is a predicted model, not a curated record. The transcript is spliced from 4 exons. Lineage: Eukaryota; Metazoa; Chordata; Actinopteri; Perciformes; Nototheniidae.